Pecten maximus is the source of this 2813-nucleotide messenger RNA. RefSeq lists its product as uncharacterized. The record is from RefSeq and is a predicted model, not a curated record. The transcript has 2 exons. Lineage: Eukaryota; Metazoa; Mollusca; Bivalvia; Pectinida; Pectinidae. Gene Ontology annotation, cellular component: nucleoplasm; chromatin. The coding region runs from base 85 to 1641 and encodes 518 amino acids. Gene Ontology annotation, biological process: positive regulation of DNA-templated transcription. Gene Ontology annotation, molecular function: ubiquitin-protein transferase activity; zinc ion binding.
CACUGAUCAGAAAUGUGGCCAGCGAUAUGGCAAAUGAACAUUUGCUGUUAUAGACGAAAUACUUCGGCCUUAUAGCCAGCGGUUAUGCAAUCUGCUAGAUCUAGACAAGGCUCUUUAACGCCCAUUCUGGAGAGAGCAUGCGCAGUCCACCCGAAUAAGAAGGUAGCCGUUGUUUGUACGACCUGUAACAAUGAGUUCAUUUGCACCAAGUGUAUCAGCUCAGCUCAUAGGGGCCAUAGCUAUCUCGACCUGGAGGAUUUUCUUGACUCCAAGAAACAGGACAUCGCUGAGUUUUUAGAUACUGAGGAGAUCGAUAGCAAAAUUGCAACGAAACACGAGCAAAUCGAAAAGCUUGCAGAAACUAUAUCCGAAAACAGGCUUCGCACGGACAAUGUCAUUCAGGAGAUAAAAGUCCGAGCAGUGGAACUGAAAGGAGAAAUAGACAAAAUAGCAGCAGACCUCAUUCGGGAAUGUAAGGUCCACGGAAGCAAGAACCUCAACACUCUGGAGAAACUAGAACAGAACCUUACUCGCCAAUUGGCGUGUCUCAAAGCUGCCGCCAUUAGCCACCAGAAUGUGCCACUCGAUUCGUCCCCUUUUGAUGAUAUGCUACGUAGAGACUCUCUAAAGGACGAAUCGUACAACGACAUCCCCACUCUGACGUCACUACUCUUUAUCAAACAAGACGAACACUCAACCAUCUUAAGAACGUUGUUCGGGUCUCUGAGAUGUAUCACUGCGAAUGGUCCCUCUGACGUAGCUAAUUUCUCUUUGGUUAAAUCUGCAAUUAAGAAGGCGUCAACUACUGGUCGAGUGCUGGAUACCCUGACGGGCGUGGCAGAUGGGAAACACGUGCAGGCAAUAUUCCCUUGUGACGACAAUUCUGCAUGGCUCGUACCGGGAAAAAGUCAUAGAGUCAAACUCACGACACGGAAAGGCGAGGUCAUCCAAACCGUCACACUCGAGAGGGGUGUCGUUAUCAAUGACGUCAUGCGCACAGCCGAUAAAUAUUUGACGGCAGUUUGCUGUGACGAUGGCUCUGUGCGUCAAAUUCUGCCGAGUGGCAGGUCCCAAAACUUGUUCUCCACCGGUAUUAACAUAACAAAUCUUUGUGAGUUGUCCGCGUCCGGUUAUUUUAUAGCUUGUCAUUCCAUCCAACGGAAACUUGUAAAGUAUAAUCAGAAAGGGGACGUAAUCCAAACAGUGGACCGGGACGCGUACGGUGUCCGUCUGUUUACUAAACCUGUCCGAGUUCGCCUGAACAGAAACAAUGGAGAUAUUGCUGUCGUGGAAUGGUCCUCUCCGGAACACGUGAUCAUUAUGAACGACAAGCUACAGGUAAUAUCCCGCUUUUUUGGUGACUCAAAGCGACGUCAUUCGUAUGGUACUUACGGGUCCUUCAGAGGGCAUGGAACAAAGGAGAAAGGUCACUUCGAUCCCGCAGAUGUGAUCUUCACGAAGAAUAAUCACAUUAUCAUAGCCGAUGUUUGGACCAAUUCCCUGUUGAUGAUUGACAGAAAUGGAAAGAAGCUGAAAACAUCUUUCCAGUUUAACUUUCAGCCCCUGCGCCUUGGUUUACAGCCUAACGGGGACCUCUGGGUAGGUUCACAUGACGGGCACGUGCAGAUCAUGAGGUUCUGACGAGAAGCAAGCCUCCGUGCUGAAUCUGGCCUAAGAUCAAGGAUAUAUGUAACACCUACAACAAUGCAUGUAUUUUCUGUGUUGAGUGGUGUUAAAUUUGUUUGCAUGACCAUUUUUUUCUGUAACUUUUAACAAAGGCUACAUGCUUUCAAUGGCCUUUAUUUGGAAGCGUCGGAUCAAGCCUGGGGAUUGAGGACACACCAGGUAUAGUAUUUCCUCGGAUGUUAGUUUCAUCGCGCCUGCGACAGCAUUAAUGGUGCUCUAUUAUGACCCUGUGUUUAUGUGUACCCAAUCAGAUUACUUUGGGUGGUGACAUCGCUUUAUCUAGUAACAAAGUCCAACAGCAGUGUCCCCUUACGACUACGUUUUUAUUCAGAGGCUAUUUUUGUGGAUACGCUGCUAUUUUUCUAUACUAGGAAGUUUAACAUGUAAUUCGUCACUGGAUCACACCAUUAACGGUAUACAUCAAAGAGAUCAGUUACCAGUUGGUCAACUUCCGGGUAACAUUGAAAUGGUUGGUUGACUUAUUGAUCAACUUCCGGUAAACAAUGAGUUGAUCGGAGUACCCGUUGCUGAAAGUGAGGUGUUAUGUUGGGGAUGGUGUUAUCAUAUAACUGCUGUUGAACUUCCUGUUAUAGUCGGUUGUUCGAUAUGGAUCGGUGAAUAUCACUUUAUAUAUUUAGCUAUUGGUGGACUUCAGGUUAACAAAAGGGUGUUCUGUUUAUAGAGAGAUGUAGCUAACUGUGAACUUCCAGUUAACAGUUGAUCGUUCGGUUUAUAGAGUAAUGUAGCUAACUGUGAACUUAAAAGUUGAGUGUUCGGUUUACAGACAGACUUAUCUAAUGGUGAACUUCCGGUUAACAUUUGAGUGUUCGGUUUACAGACAGACUUAUCUAAUGGUGAACUUCCGGUUAGCAGUUGAGUGUCCGGUUUACAGAGAGACGUAUUUAAUGGUGAACGAUCUGUUAACAGUUGAAUGCUCGGUGUACAGAAAUAAAGUACAUUAUGUAUCAGUGGACUUCCGGUUAACAGGGAGGUGCUAGGUGUCCCAAUAACAUUCUGGUUAAAGGUUCAGUGUACCGGGGCACAUUCACAACGAAAUAUGAUUGUUUUAUUAUAUCCAUUCUCAGCUUUAUAUUUGCAAAUGCAUCAGAAUAAAAAGAGCAAAACAU